Molecule: messenger RNA, 1644 nt
Organism: Monodelphis domestica (gray short-tailed opossum)
Lineage: Eukaryota; Metazoa; Chordata; Mammalia; Didelphimorphia; Didelphidae
Gene: CITED4
Product: Cbp/p300 interacting transactivator with ED-rich tail 4
Biological process (GO): regulation of DNA-templated transcription
Cellular component (GO): nucleus
Molecular function (GO): transcription coactivator activity
Source: RefSeq, a predicted model, not a curated record
CUCGGCCCGGAGCCUGAGGAAAGGCUGAUAGGACAGAUCUGGAGCUGACCUGGGACUGGAAAAGCAGCUUCGCUGGGCUGCAGAUUCUGGAGCCGACUUCGUUUGGGUCCUUUGGGGGAACUGACGGGACGACUCGGGCUUGCUCUGUCCAGGCCGGGGUCCCGCGGAGAAGAUAGGGGAAGGGCCAAGUCCCGAGAUCCAGAUCACAGACUGGGACUGCCCGGAGCACUCCCAGGCUGAGCGGGGCUCUCCCCGCAGCCAGGGCUGAAUCUCCACCCCUCUCUCUGCAGGGUCCUCCAUAUCUCGCUUCCCCGCUCCUCAUCCUCUGUCCCUUCCCCCAUGACGGACCCCCUGAUGCUCCCCAUGGGCCAUGGAGUUCCGGGGCUGCAGCCUCACCGCCUGGGGGUGGGUUCUCUGACCCCCAGUCCCCACGUAUUCCGGACCCUGCCCCCUGCUUCCGACGGCUUCCCGCACCCCUAUGCUGGGCCCGGCCUGGAGAACGGCGACCUGCGCCCCCGGCCCAACUCAGCUGUCCAGCUGGGACCCCCGCCGCCAGAGUCCGGGACCCUGCUGUACCCGGGGCAGCCUGGGCCCUUUCCCGGACCCCCACGGCCACCACAGCUCGCGACCAGCCUCCAUAGACAGAAGCUUCACCCUUUCUACCAGGGCCACCCUGUGGGGUGUGCUCUGGGCCCAGGCACCCCGCAGUGCUGGCCGGGCCCUCUGGGCCCACACCUGGCGCCCCCGGCCCUGACCUUGAGCUGUGUGGACGCGGAGCUCAUAGACGAGGAGACGCUGACUUCUUUGGAGCAGGAGCUGGAGCUGGACCGGGUGCAGGAGUUGCCCGAGCUCUUCCUGGGACAGAACGAGUUCGACUGCCUCUGGGACUUUGGGGGCAAACAGCAGGCCGGGGCCGUGAGCUGCUGAGGGCCCCAGGGCACUGACCUUUUCCAGGAUUUCCCUUGCCCUCUCACCCUGGCCAGGCUAGCAGACAAUCAUGCCUACUCUAGUUCCCCUCUUUAUAGGUUAGGAGCCUUGUCCCUUGAUCCCUUUUGGCUCCUUCUGGAGUAGAGACUUGGAGAAAGGGGGUCAUGCUUGAGGAGGAGCCCCCACCAGCAUAAAUUGUCUGUUCCCCUGGGGUUUAAAAUGUCUGGAUUGGGGUUUAGGAGGAGACUCUGUGGCACUGCAGAAUGCUUGUUGGGCGCCCUAACCUAUGUAUUGUACAGAUGGUCAAGGGCAUAAUCAGGAUUUGAACUCAAGGUCUUCUGACUUUAAGCUCUUUCCCACUAUGCCAGAUUUAACUGUGGAGGUUUUUAGCUGGGGGCGGGAGGGGAAUUACAGAUGUCUGCCUUUAUAUCUUCUCCUCCUGAGCCAUUGUAGGCCAAGGGUCUAUACCAGACUUUCCUUUUCUCUCUCCCAUCUGGCUGAAAGUAGUACUACUGGCACUUGGCAAAGGACUCCCUGUACUUGCCUCAGGGGCACAGGCAAGGUGUGCCUGGGUCAUUGCCACUUUUUCUGCAAGCCACUGUCCCUGCGUUGGGGCUAUUUGGGGAGGGGAAUUCCCCAGCUUGUGGGGGACUGUCUGGCUUAAGGUCAUGCCCUCUCUUUGCCUUGAAAGCCAAAAUAAAUCUGUUUCUCUUUGGG